Messenger RNA from Nerophis lumbriciformis (worm pipefish), 1886 nucleotides. The record is from RefSeq and is a predicted model, not a curated record. NCBI's taxonomy places the organism in Eukaryota, Metazoa, Chordata, Actinopteri, Syngnathiformes, Syngnathidae.
CGUAUACAGGGGGAGCAUGGCCGAGACAGAAGCAGACCCAACAAAGCAACCAAGAGAGCCGACUCCACCCUCGGCCGCCCACCAACUCUCGGCCAGUGUCCAGUCCGCAUGGAUGAGCGAGGAUACGUCCAAGGAGACCGAGGUGACCGAUACCUGCUCAUUCAGCCAAGACACUGUGAAGCUUGUCCAUCCGCAGCCCUGUCUCUUCAUCCGCAUCUCCUCCAGUCCCUCCAAACGGACUCUGGUGUGGCAGAGACCCAGCAGCUGGUCUCUAUGGCCAAAAAGGCUCCCAGGAGGCAGAUCCAGAAGUUCACAAAAAAGCAACGCAGAAGUCACAAAAGACAAAAAAACCCACAUGAAAACAAGAGGGAAACAUCAGGAACACAAAAGGAUGACACAGGAGCACAGAGCUCCUGCCCACAGCAGCCACCACAGCAGUGCCAUCUUGGACAAACAGAGAUCCAAUGAGAAAAAGCAUUGUUCAAGGUGGUGGUUGGUCAGGAGUGAGAGCCAUUUGCACCAAUGUCCCACCACCUUUGACCUGAUGAUGCUCGUGCUUGCCAACGUCAGAAGCUGCUGCCAUGCCAACAUGUUAGCCGCCCGCCUGCUGUCAUCUCGGUCCACUCGCGACUGAGACAUUUCUGACGUUUUUGAGAUGUCCUGUUAGUGCUAAAUGUUGCGUAUGUGUCAUUUUAGAACCCACUUCGGCAAGUAUUGAGUGCGGUGCACUCAAGGUUUACUUAAAUUUUUCAUGCGCAGCCUUUCGAGGUAUGGAACACCACAGGGAAAAGUAGCUGUUUUGUGUCAGCCUGAAGUGAGAAUUGGUUAUUGUGAGGAUGGUUGCAACUUAAAGGGGACCUACAUUAUGAUGAUUUUGAUCUACAUUGAUAACACCUCCUUGUGGUAUGUAUAAUAGGUAUUAGAUAUGCUUUUUGUGUAAACUUUGCUCCACAUUCAUAUUUAUAGACCUUUUUUGAGUCGGUCUGCAAGAUGUACUCUUUUGGAGGCGACCUCAGAUUGCAAAUGAAACCACGUCCCAUCCACUCCAAAAACAAAUUUCAUGAAAAUUAUAUGGAUUCACCAAGUCACAACAUCAGGUACACCUGCACACUGUCACGGUGGGGGGUGUCGCAGCUUGCUGCGGGGUCGUUCUCCCAGAAAUGCAGACGGACUACUCCGGGCAUGGCGUGCAGGGGAGCAGUGAGCAGCAGCGGUGGCCGCGCCCGGGAAUCAUUUGGUGAUUUAACCCCCAAUUCCGACCCUUGAUGCUGAGUGCCAAGCAGGGAGGUAAUGGGUCCCAUUUUUAAAGUCUUUGGUAUGACUCGACCGGGGUUUGAACUCACGACCCACCCACAAAGCCACUGAGCAGGUAAGGUGAGAGCUGUUUACAACAAAUAGUAAAUGGGUUAUACUUGUAUCGCACUUUUCUACUUUCAAGGUACUCAAACCUCUUCGACACUAUUUACACAUUCACCCAUUCACACACACAUUCACACACUGAUGGCGGGAGCUGCCAUGAAAGGCCCUAGCCACGACCCAUCAGGAGCAAGGGUGAAGUGUCUUGCUCAAGGACACAACGGACGUGACGAGGUUGGUAGAAGGUGGGGAUUGAACCGGGAACCCUCAGGUUGCUGGCACGGCCACUCUUCCAACCACGCCUCCUGUAACUGUACUGUUUGAGUGGAUAUCGGCUUUGACAAUAAAGUACAAUUCCAAUGUUGCCAGUCAUAUAAAUAAAACAUGCACAAAUAGCUUACCUCUCCUUUAUUUUGUCAAAGUAACUCUAAAAGUGAUGAAAACCCCUGCAUUGAAAACAAAUGCACACUGAAAUACAAGAUGCAGUUGAACAACGGUUGAUGUAUUUAUACAAAAUUAGUUCUGCUCAA